Messenger RNA from Filobasidium floriforme, 1106 nucleotides. Its product is annotated as cutinase-domain-containing protein. NCBI's taxonomy places the organism in Eukaryota, Fungi, Basidiomycota, Tremellomycetes, Filobasidiales, Filobasidiaceae. The transcript is spliced from 4 exons. The record is from RefSeq and is a predicted model, not a curated record. Gene Ontology annotation, molecular function: hydrolase activity. The coding region runs from base 148 to 957 and encodes 269 amino acids.
CGAUGAUUGCCUCCGAAACUUGGCGACAAAUGGGUUGAUCCUUCCACGAGGCGCUAACCGAAAAGUCGAGAGAUCGAGGUCGUCUACCGGUAAUCACUCGAGCGACGGGUAGGCGUUUCAUACGACAGGAAAAGGUAUAUAAGGCGGAUGGGGAGGAGGUCCUUGCCUCUUUUUCUUUUUUUUUCUCGCCUCCUCCUCAUCUCUCCACUCACUUCAUCAGUCUUCACCUUACUCGAACUCUCCCUCGUCAUCAACAUCUACCAAUCUCAUUCCAAAAUGGUCAAGCUCACCUCCGCCUUCAUCGCCCUCGCCUGCGCUGUCUCCAGUUGCAUGGCCUCCCCCGUCGUCACUGAGCGAGCCGUCUCUGCUACAUGCCCUCGAUACACCAUCAUCAACACCCGUGGAACCGGUGAGAGGCAGGGCCCGUCUACCGGAUUCACUACCAUGAACUCGAGGAUCACUGCCCAGCUCCAGGGAGGACAGAUCUACAGCACCGUCUACGCUGCCGACUUUAGCCAACAGUCCAGCGCCGGUACCGCCGACAUCGUCAGGAAGGUCACCUCGACCCUCGCCUCGGACCCCACUCACUGUUUCUACCUCGAGGGUUACUCUCAGGGAGCCGCCGCUACCGUCAACGCCUUGGAAAGGUUGACUGGAAACGCCUUUGACGCCGUCAAGGGUGUCUUCCUCAUCGGUAACCCCGAACACAAGUCGGGUCUCGCUUGCAACGUCGACACCAAUGGAGGUACCACUACCAAGUUCGUCAACGGUCUCUCGGCCUUUGGCGGUGGUAUCCCUUCCAACUAUGUCAGCAAGACCUUGGACGUCUGCAACUACGGUGACGGUGUUUGCGACACCACUCACGGAUACGGAAUCAAUGCCGCUCAUCUCGCAUACCCUCGAAGCACCGGUACCCAGAACCAGGGAUACGAGUUUGCCAUCAAGCAGCUCGCCUAGACCGAAGAUGGUCCGAGGGAAACAUCUCGAUUCGCGCAAAAGUGAACGGGAGUAGGAAAAUGUUGGGGCUUGAGCGCCUCGAAUGGAUCGGAAAUGGGGGAUUUUGUCAAUCGUUAUGCCAAUGAAAUUACGUCAAUAUCAAUUCAUUA